UUGUAGGGACGCGCUGUUUUUAUUCUGUGUAACAAAUCAUGGCUAACAAUCUGGUUAUCAGAGCUUUGAAAGCUAACUCAAAGUCGUUCAAUUUGAGCUCCAAGAAAAUGACCGAGGUUCCCAAAUCGGUUUCGAGAUUAACAAAUAUGUUAACCCUUCAUUUGAACAAUAACUCUCUUACUUCUCUGCCUGUGGAACUGCAGACGUUACGAAACUUGACAGAACUCAAUUUGGGAAAUAAUUCUCUGGAGGAGAUCCCGUGUGUUCUGAGAUACCUGAACAGCUUGAAAAAACUUUAUUUGUUUGGAAACCACAUUACAAGAUUGCCACCCGAGGUGUUAGAAGGACUUGAUAACCUCACUCUCCUCAAUCUGAACCACAAUCACAUCACAGUCCUUCCACCAGAGAUUAAAAGUCUUUCUAACCUAGAAACCCUCAGCUUACUGGACAACCAGUUGGAGGAACUUCCUGUAGAAAUAGGUUUUCUCAAGAAGAUGGUUGAGAUGAAUUUAACCAACAACAAGCUGUCCAGACUGCCCAAACAGAUAUACAGUUUGUCACAACUGGCCAGAUUAUAUCUGGCCAGAAACAACCUCACGGAACUGCCAGAGGGUGUUAUUGGGCUGAUGAAGCUCAGAGUGCUGGAUGUGGCUGGAAACCGUUUAUCCAUGUUUCCGGUCGACUUCCAGCUUCUGACCCUAAAUGAGCUGCUCUGCGAAGGAAACACAUUCGUGAAGAAUAAACUGAUGGAAUCUGUUCAGGCUGUGGAGGUGCUGUCAUUGAAGGAGCUGUCUGCUCGUCGGAUCCUGGUGGAGGACAAGAGUAGGUUGGGUGUGGUCCACAGGGCUCUGUCGUACCACCCUGGUCUGAGCCUGCUGCUGGCUGACUGGGGCAGGUGUUCCCUCUGCCUCCAACCCUUCCUCACCACCUGGCUGGAGUGUGUACGCUUCAUCAACCUCAGGAAGGUACAGAGAGGAUACAGCCCUAAUGGCACCCUAUUCCCUACUUAGUGCACUACCU
Oncorhynchus nerka (sockeye salmon) is the source of this 1020-nucleotide messenger RNA. It is a transcript of the gene lrrc69, whose product is annotated as leucine rich repeat containing 69. Gene Ontology annotation, molecular function: protein binding. The transcript has 7 exons. Bases 39 to 1010 code for a protein of 323 amino acids. NCBI's taxonomy places the organism in Eukaryota, Metazoa, Chordata, Actinopteri, Salmoniformes, Salmonidae. The record is from RefSeq and is a predicted model, not a curated record.